Zonotrichia albicollis (white-throated sparrow) is the source of this 1692-nucleotide messenger RNA. The record is from RefSeq and is a predicted model, not a curated record. NCBI's taxonomy places the organism in Eukaryota, Metazoa, Chordata, Aves, Passeriformes, Passerellidae.
CUGAUUACAAUUCAAUGCUGACCAAGGUCUGUUUUCAGGUAAAGGUUGUUAUUUUGGGACAAGAUCCAUACCAUGGACCCAAGCAAGCUCAUGGGCUCUGCUUCAGUGUCCAGAAACCUGUUCCACCUCCCCCCAGCUUGGAGAAUAUUUACAAGGAGCUGUCUGAGGACAUUGAGGGCUUCACCCACCCUGGCCAUGGGGACCUGACGGGCUGGGCCAAGCAAGGGGUGCUGCUGCUGAACGCGGUGCUGACGGUUCGGGCUCACCAGGCCACGUCCCACAAGGAGAGGGGCUGGGAGCAGUUCACGGAUGCUGUGGUGUCGUGGCUCAACAAGAACCUGCACGGGCUCGUCUUCAUGCUCUGGGGAGCCUAUGCCCAGAGGAAAGGCAGCUCCAUCGACAGGAAGCGUCACCACGUCCUGCAGACGGUUCAUCCCUCACCCCUCUCUGUCAACAGAGGGUUCUUUGGCUGCCGGCACUUCUCCAAGACCAAUGAAUUCCUCAAGAAAUCUGGGAAGAAGCCCAUUGACUGGAAAGCUCUCUGAGCUGGGGCUGGGGCUUGGGAGUGGUCCCUGGGCCAUUUCUGAGAGACUCCUCCUCAGGUGUUGAUCAAUUUCCAAACUUUCAGAGAUGGUGUUGAUCAAUUUCCAAACUUUCAGAGAUGAUUAUAUUUUUGUUUUUAAUGUUUAUUUUCUGAGAGGGUGUGGGAGUGUUUGAUGGACAGCUCUGCUGCUGGAGCAGAUCUUGGCCUGGUUUGAAGCAAAACAAAAGACCCCACAUACCUGAGUUGUGUAUUAAUUUCUGGUCAUUUUGGCAAUGAGAAUUUAUUUUCAGACUCUGGUGAAGGGAUGUCAGUUCUUACUGAGCUGCUCAGCUUUUGUGCAUGCUCUGCUUCCUCCAUCCCACACAAAUCCAGUUUGCCUGUUUAGGGGGAAUGGAGCUGUCUCCAUGGGAGGAAAAGGCUUUUGGUUUUAGCUUUUUGCUACAGAUUUAUCACACAAAUGGCUUCUCAAGGCUGUGAAGAAAAUACAGGGUCAGGAGUGUUGCUUGGUCUAUCCAUGAUCUCAAGAUUUUGGGAUAAAUCCUCCCUUCAGCCACAGGGAGGCUGUGACCAAGACCUGUGGAAAUGCUUUUGAAUUUUUUGCUGGUGUUUAGACAGGAAAAUCCAAAGGUUUUAGUUUCUUCCUGGGUGUGGAAUCACCGGGUGACAGGUGAGCUGUGCUGACCAAGGACCUGGGGGUAUUUGCUGAUGGCAGCAGCGAAGGUUUGUUCAUCGACAUCUCCCAGUUCAGGGACUGAUAGCUGCAAAUUUCUUCAGAUCUUUUUAAGAUCUUAAAAGAUGGAACUUUGUGCUUUGCCACCUUGGGAGCAAAUUAAAGUUUCCACCUGCUGUUGGCAAUAACUGUCAGGAUUUCCAGGAGGGAGAAGUGUUGACUUCAUACUCCUGGGUUUCCAGCCCAUCUUUGACUUUGUAAUUCCUUUAAUAGAAAUGAAGAGCCCUUAUUUUUUUUUUUUUUUUUAAAUCACACCAGUUUUUAUAGAAUAUCCUUGUUACCCUUCCUCUGGUGUUGUCUCUGAGCUAACACUAUCACGAGUGAAUUGACACUGUCUGUGGCCUUGCUGUAUAUGUUGUUUGCUUGGGGUUUUUUUUUCCGAGUGUGUUUUUUUUAAAUAAAAAUGACUUUGUUUACA